GCCAGCGAAGAUGAACCUGUCUUUUUGUCACAUUUGUCUUAAAUUACAAUUUAAAUAACACAUAAAGUUUACAUAAACUAUAAAGAUGCCUUGUUCUUGGCCAGAAAACAAUCCUGAAUCUUUAGAAGAUCUGUGUAUGAAAGUAGCUGUGAAAAAUAUUCAUUCUUUUGCUGAAAAAUUACACAGUGGCUACAGACUGAAGGAAGGCAUCUCCUUGCAGCAUCCCAGCUUGUGUGAUAAAUUAUUCCAGUCUAUGUAUGAAGAAUACCCAAAUGAUUUAGCAUGGCUGUCAAUUUUUAAGGACACAUCUUUUACAAGAUUAAACAGAGUGGACUUGUCUUGGCGUUCACUUGAAGCAGACUCAUUGAAUUUUGCAUGUGGACAUCCUGUUCGUGAAUUAAACCUCUCCCAUUGCAAUCUUGAUGAGGGUCAUGUAAGGAUAAUUAAUAAACUCGGGGGAACACUUUUAUCACUUAUAAUUGGUGAUGCUUUUGAACUCAUAAAGAAUCUGAUUGGUAAAGUGGAUUUAAUGGACUGUGAUUUAGCCCCAAAACUUGAUGGCAAGGAUGAGAACAAAUUCGGCCUAGAUUACAUCUUCAAAUGUCCAAACCUUAGGAAAUUAGUAAUAAGAGAUGCUUUAUUUGAAGACAGUGAUGAUCAGAAUGAUCCAAGUAGUGGACACAGUGUUUUAGCAGCCAUUUUGUGUCCCUUGAAAAAUUUGACAUAUUUAGAUUUAUCAUCUUGUGUCAUUGACCUUGAGUUUAUGGACUGUCUCGAGGAACUGGAAAAUUUACUCUCCCUUGACUUAAGUUGCAUAAGCAUUGAAAAUUUGCAGGAAGCUUUAAAAAAUAUUUGCAAAGCCAAAAAAUUGAGACAUCUAGACUUAUCAGGAACGGAGGAAAAUCCAUGUUACCACAAUAACCCUGAACAGUGUGUGAAGUACAUGGUAGAAAACUUACCACACUUAACCUCUUUGGAUAUUUCAGGAACAAAUUUGGCGAGUUUUAAAAUGCAAGCAGAAAAGAGGGAUUGUUGCAUCCCAGGACUUGAAGGGAAACAGCUGGAAUUUCUGGGCCUGCUAGACUGUCCUGACAGUCCUUGUGAACGUGCAGAUAUACCAGCAAAAAGGGUGACUGGUAGUCACACAGAAGCACAGAUUUUGCUAGCGCUGCGUCUUUAUAAAGACAAAGAACAUCUCCUCACCUCGGCCCUGAAUCAUCUUUUUCAAAUGCUUCGUUAUGAAGAAGUGCAUGAUCAAUGUCAGGCAUUAGAGUCAACUGUAGCUGGGAUGAAGCAUAACUGGAAAAAUAAGCAGGUCCAGAUAUCUGGAAGUGCUGCACUAUUCUAUAUACUUAAAGGAGUGAACAGAGAAAAAGUCACUCAGCUUCAGAGAAGGAGAGUUAUUUGGAUAUUGUUGGAUGCUAUGGAAGAACAUAGAUUGGAUAAAACAGUGCUGAGAAAUGUGCUGCUGAAUUUUUGUAGCAUGAACCUCCCUGAAAACAUGACCUUCUGUCAUCGGCGUAUGACCAAGAAUUUGAUGGAGGUCGUUGCCUCUGAGACACAGGAAGAAUUCAUUCAGAGGCUGGGAAUUAUUCUGUUGAACUGUAUUGCUUGCCAGGUGGACGGGGAGGAAAAACUGACAUUCGGAGAGCUGGGGGCUAUAGAGGCCAUGCUGAAAAUUAUAAAAAGAAAACUGGCAUUGGAGCAAUGUGACGAAAAUAUGGAGGUGGCCUGGAGCAUGAUGUGGAACAUCACAGAUGAGACAGCUGAAAAUUGCAGGAGAUUUAUAGACAAUGAUGGUCUAGAAUUAUUCAAAAGAUGUCUGAAGAAAUUCCCCAACAAUGAAGAACUCCUCAGAAAUAUGAUGGGUCUUAUGGGAAAUAUAGCUGAAGUUAAGGAACUUAGAAAGCAACUUAUGAGGGGAGAUUUCUUGAUCAUGUUCUGUGAGUUAAUGGAGUCAGAAAAAGAUGGGAUAGAAGUAAGCUACAAUGCUGUAGGAAUAUUUUCCCACAUCACAGCAGAUGGGAAUGAAGCGUGGACAGUCAUACUUCCGACCAGGGCUCAAGUAAUGAUGAGGAUGAUCAAAGCCAUAGAGAGGUGGCCGCUAGACAGCAAGAGGAAUAUAAACUACAGGUCAUUUGGGCCAAUAUUAAAUCUUCUGAAGACUUCUACCCCAGCUGCACAGUACUGGGCAGUAUGGGCCCUGUGCAACCUAACCAGGGUUUAUCCGGAGAGAUACUGUCGAUUGCUGAAAAGUGAAGGAGGCUUGGAACUGUUAGAGACUCUUGAAGCGAAUCCAAGGGUAUUGUUGGAAGUGCAGAAGUUAGCGAGGACUGUGAUAGAACAAGUCUUGGCAGGUCUGCAGAAAAAGAAUUCUCCUCAAGAACAACAUCAAAUAGAUGAAAGUUCUGAUGACUAAAAAUGCAUAUUCUUAUUUCCUUAUUAAAAUUUUUAUUUGUUUGACUUUUAACUUUUGCAUUUCUUCGAGCAUGUGAAAAAUGGCUUUCUUAAAUGUCUUUCAUGAAAAUUUUGUACAAUGUAUUGUUUGCGUAUUUAUUGAAGUGUAUUAAAAACUUAAAAGAAAACAGAAAAAUGAAAUUAUUUAAUGUUUCUUGAAUAAGCACAACAGAGACUGUGCCAAAACCUACAUGUUAAUAUCCUUUGUUAUUUACCUAUAAAAUAAUUAUACAUACAGUAUAAGUAAGUAAUUUUGGUCAGGUCCUUUUGUGCUUUGUUAUAUAUAGCUAUUAUUUAACUUAAACAGUGUGCAAGAAAUGCAUAUCACUUUAUUAAUCUUACACAACAUUUGCUAUUUCUAUUUAUAAAGUUUUAGAAAUAUAAUUUUUGUGAUUGAAUUCCAAGGAGAUUUACACAUGUAUAUAUGUAGAUGGUUUUUUUCCCCCCUUUUUUAAUGCCUACCCAAAUCAGGAAUGUUGGUGGUACCUGAGUGUAUUAUAACUAUGAGAGAUGGAGAAUUAAUAUUGAUAAAAAUGAUUGUUGUUGAAAUGUCAAGAAUUCUGCUUUAUCAAGAAAAUGUUUACAUGAGAUUUUUUUUGAAAGGGAGUUGGGAAUUUCAUCAUGCCUGUAUUCAUAUGACAAUAAAAUUUAUUUCUUUCAAAGUUUUUUUUUAGGAAUUCAUGUAAAGUUCUCAUAUGUGUAUGGGUUCAAAGAAGAAAAAAAAACUUCUUAUUACAUUUCGAUUAUUUUUUAAUAUGUAAAAAAAAACAACAAAAAACAUACCAUUUAACUCAUUGAAAUUCAAAUGUACCAUCAUCCUGCUUUUUUCAAAGCUCCCCCCCCCCCAAAAAAAAAAACAACAAACAAACAAAAAACAAAAACAAAACAAAAACAAACAAAUAAAACAAAAACAAAAUUGCCAUUUUUACCAAAUAUUUUGUUCUCCAAGUUAAAGCAAAUGUACUAUGGAUACCAGACCAAAUGUUUACAAGUUAUGAUGAGAAAUACACACACAUUCUUCACCCCCUCUUGGUCAGAAUACGACACAAAAAAUAAAUCCAAUUUAAACCACCAGUAUGCCUAAUUAAAAGGUAUACAUAUUGUACAAUUAACUGAUACUCAGAAACUUGUAUUUACAUUUUAGGUAAGUACUUACCUUGGAGAUGGUGGUGUUUAGUAGUCUUUUAGAACCAAAUGAACUUUUGUGAUAUUUUUUUGUUUUUUGGCAAUAGUAUGUACUUAUCGCAUUGUUUUUCCUCUAAAGAACCAUGCACUGAGCCCCUAUAAACCAAAUAUCUCUAGAUAAAAGAUAUACAUUUUUUUUCUUAGUAAUCAUAUCCAUAGCCAUGCCAUGAAUAACAUUUAUAAAUAUUACAGGUACAAUUUAAUACAAAUGUGUAACUUUGUCCAUUUAUGUGGUGAUCAGUUACCUGCAUUAAUUUCCAAAGUAUUUAUAACUUCCAUUUAAGAUUAAAAUCCUCAUGCUUUUAUUACCUUUUCUUAAUUUGUUUACUUUCUUUGCUAAUUAAACAAUAUAUAAUUGAUUGGAUGUGAAUGACUUGUGCAUUUUAAUUCUUGUACAAGGACCUGUAGGCAUUUACUUAUACAUACAGUGAUUUGUAAAUGGUGAAAUGUAAUCUCUUGAUUUUUAAAAUAUUAUUGACAAGAUGUCAAUAUACAAGUAAAUGUAGUUUGAAAUAUGCAUCUAAUUUAUACAAUUUGAUGUGUACUAUGUAUAUCUUGUUAAACAUUUACGGUAAAAAUCUCAGAGACACUUUGUACAUUGACAAUAUUUGUCUCAAGGACUGAGUGCUGAUACUAUAGUAACGUGUCAUAAUUAUAUGUAGUAUGUUUCUUAAUUGAUAGUUUACUCUUUACUGUAUGUAUAUUUUUGAGACCAUUCUGUUUUUUUCUUUUUUUCUUUUUUUUUUGGCAAAAUUUACCACUUUUUCUUGUAUUUACAUGUGUAUUGUUUUCUGAAAUUUCCUUCAGUAUUACUGUGCAUUACCAUUUUCAAAGAAUCUACAGAAUAUGUUUUUACUGUUCAGCUUUUUUGGAUGGUUUUUGAUUUAAAAACAUGAUGUUGAUCGUGAGCAUGUAUGCAGCCUGAAUGAAAAUUGACACUGUUAUUCUGAGAUUAAUACAAAUAAUAGUUGCAUAUGACAUA
Saccostrea echinata is the source of this 4624-nucleotide messenger RNA. Its product is annotated as protein zer-1 homolog. NCBI's taxonomy places the organism in Eukaryota, Metazoa, Mollusca, Bivalvia, Ostreida, Ostreidae. The record is from RefSeq and is a predicted model, not a curated record. Gene Ontology annotation, cellular component: Cul2-RING ubiquitin ligase complex. The transcript is spliced from 17 exons. The coding region runs from base 86 to 2419 and encodes 777 amino acids.